AUGAAACCAAAGACAGGUUUAGAACUCAUGUUGAUGAAUUAUUCUAGUGAAUGUCAUGAGAGAAAUUUGAGAAAUAAGUCAAGUGCAGGUGCAAAUGCAGCUUUUAAGGCAAACACGUCAAUUUCUGCCACUGAUCCUUUAUCUGAAAUAGUUUGGUGUCCAGAUAAAGGUUUCGGUCUUAAAUGUGUUGAUUCGAGUUUUAAGAACAAAAAUACAUCGCUUUUACGCGAUGUUGAGCCUAGUAGUAUGGUUCUUGCUCUGCUACAAAGUGUUACUUGUGGAAAUCCUAUGGAUGAUGUUUUUGUUCAACCUCUUACUGGAAUAUGUGCCAAGAGUGAUAUUUCUUCGACAAAUAUUCCUAUAAGGCCUCCAACAAGUGAUUCAGUUGUCAUCAUUCCAGAAUGUAAACCAUAUGCAGAUCAUGAUACAGGCCAUAUUGACAGAAGGCCUCAAGAAAAUGAAUCUAAACCUAGCUUGGAACAAAAUGUUUCACCGAAGAAACAUUGCAAAGAAGGAAUGUACACUUGUGUUGACAACAAGGUGGUUGAAUUAGAGGAUGGCUCAUAUACUAGAGUCAAACACGUGAUCGAAGAAAAAUGUUCUGGUGCUCUAGGAACAUAUAUAAUAUCAUCUUUCAACUGCGAAGCAGCUACUUCUGCUGCAUCAAGCAGAGUUCUUGUUUCAAAAUCCAUCCAGAAUAAGAAUGAAUCCAAGGUCAAUGAAAUAUGGCUACCAUACAAUAAGAAUGGAAUUCAUUUAAGUCGUGAAAGCUAUCAUAGUAAGGAGUUGUUUUUGGCAAGUAGGAAGAGAUGUAAACAAGAAGUGAUAAUUGAGAGUAAAAGAGUCAAAAUGCAAAUUCAAGAAACUUCAACAUAUUCUAAAUCUCAUGUCGAAAGGGAUAGCUCAUUCAUGAACUUGAUUUCAAACAUGAUGAAAGGAUACUCACAAACUAGUCACGAUGACGUGAAAUCUUCGGCUCUUGCUCAGAUUAGGCCUUUAAAUUUUGUUAACAGCCAUGGACACUGGAAAAAUAACAAAUGGGAGAAUGUAAAUUGUUGCGAUUUGGAGCUUAGUAAGGAGAAAGAAAGGAUAGCAUUACAUUCUCCGAUUUCUCAUCUGAAUAACUGCAAGGUUGAAGAGACUACAAAACUGCCUAAUUGGUAUAUCAAUGAAGAGUCUUCUUGCAUUGGCCUAAAGGAUGAGAAGAGAAAUAGUGAUCACAUAUCAAAGCAUAAUGUCGAUCAUGUUGUUACGCCUUUCUCAAGUUUGAGAGCUUCAGAGCCAAUGGUUUCCAUGUUUGCCAAAAGGUUAGGUGCCAUCAAACAAUGCCAACAAACAGAAUAA
Vicia faba (fava bean) is the source of this 1344-nucleotide messenger RNA. The record is from the annotation of a GenBank genome assembly. NCBI's taxonomy places the organism in Eukaryota, Viridiplantae, Streptophyta, Magnoliopsida, Fabales, Fabaceae.